Molecule: messenger RNA, 1086 nt
Organism: Paramecium tetraurelia
Lineage: Eukaryota; Ciliophora; Oligohymenophorea; Peniculida; Parameciidae
Exons: 4
Source: RefSeq, a predicted model, not a curated record
AUGCAAGGUUUAUUGUAGCCAUCUCAACAAACUCUUUUGGUGCGAUCACCAACUGAAGGCUCAUUAAAGAGCUACAGCAGAUAUGAGAGUAAGGGAAAGAAAAGAAUUGUUUACAAAAACAACAAAGGCGAAAUAGUUGAGCCUCAAGAAAAAUUGGCUAAAUCCCAACAUUCUCAUUAAUCUUAACCUGCUCAUUCAGUAAAAUCUCGAACUAUUACUCCUACUCCUUCAGAAAAUGUGAAAUUAUAAACUAACACCAUUUUCGACUUAGUGCCAAUUGACGAUCCCCUUUGGUUGGAGUUGAUUCCGCCUGAAAUUCAAUCGGAUCCAAACUUCAACCUCGAGAAAUUGAUUAUGGAUAAUCAAGAGUAUUUCGUUAAUCUCCUUGGCUUGUACAUGCAAGAGAGACAAUAAAACAGAAUACAAGAACUAAAGGUGUCUCUGCCCUAGAAAAAGCAGACUACCUAUGACCAAGUCUAUAAGAAACUUAAUGCCCUUGAUCAAUAACAGUUCAACAUUAAGAUGUAUGAUUAAGUGCCAGUUGCCUAAUCUCUUCAGUUACAAACGCAAUACGAAACUUCAUAUCGUACUCCCAAAAUUAACCCUCAGGACAAUUGCAAACCCUCCUAUACUAGGGACAAGGCUGAGAUGCUCACUCUCACAAGCUAUAAGCAAAAUUACAUCAAUUGGAAACCAACUCUUACAGAUAGGAUGGGACCUAAAAGAGGAUAAAGCACCGGAGCCCUGCCCUUCAUUGGCAAGACCUCCUAUUAAGAGAACUAUCGGAUUAACAAUUUCGAACCUAUGGAAUCCGCCAAAAAGAAGUCCCUAGGUCCUUUUGCUUCGGGCAGCUCCAUGAUCUUCAAAGAAGCCUUAUCUAAAAUCCACUAUCCAGGUUAUUAGAUAGAAGAAUUACAACCCAUUAAAAAAUACAGCACUCAUCAAUAAGGAAAUGGGUCUUAUGAUGGAUAAUUCAAAACCACUUUUAAAAAUUCAUUUGCCUAUAAAGUACCAGAACCGAUUGUGCAGGAUAGAUAUUGGAAACAGAAGUUGAUACAAAAGAUCUUGGAUAAGAAAUAAAAUUGA